AUGUUUCCCUCAGUGCGCGUCAAAGUGCGCAACCUGGACCCGUGCCAGCAGUAUUACAUCGCAAUGGACGUCAUGCCCGUGGACUCCAAACGCUAUAGGUACGUGUACCACAGCUCGCAGUGGAUGGUGGCGGGAAACACGGACCACUCGUGUAUCUCUCCCCGGCUCUACGUGCACCCGGAUUCACCGUGCGCGGGGGAGACGUGGAUGCGUCAGGUCAUCAGCUUCGAUCGGGUCAAACUCACCAACAACGAGAUGGACGAUAAGGGACAUAUUAUUCUUCAGUCGAUGCAUAAAUACAAGCCACGUGUGCACAUCAUCCGGCACGAUCCUCGGAUGGACUUGUCUCAGAUCCAGUCGCUGCCUGCUGAAGGAGUGCACAGCUUCUCCUUCCCCGAGACUGAGUUCACCACAGUCACAGCCUAUCAGAAUCAACAGAUCACAAAACUGAAGAUCGACAGGAACCCGUUCGCCAAGGGCUUCAGAGAUCCAGGAAGGAACAGAGGGGUGUUGGAUGGCUUAUUGGAGUCGUAUCCCUGGAGAGGCCCUCUCAGCUUGGACUUCAAGCCUUUCACCAUACAGCUCCAAGGGAGCUCGGGGUCACCGACCAGUGGCGUGAAGAGCCUCCUCCCUCUCUCCUCGUCCUCAUCCCUUCACCCAUUCUCCGUCUCUGCGCUCUCAUGCCAGGACGCCGCUCUCCACACCCUCACGCUCCCCCUCUACGGCAAGACCUCCGUUGCCUCUUCGCCCAGCACCUCCCCGCUGCCCAGCAGGGCCUUCUCCUCCCUGGGAGUGGACAGACUGAGAGGCCUGCCCCCACUCGCCCCGAUAACAGACCUCCCGCUCCUCUCCGCACUGCAGGGGAAGAAACCUCCCCACUACAGGGACCCCUGUCUUCACGGGUCAUCGGGGAGCUCCCCCUGCCUCAUCCCCCUGCACAGCCCCCUCGGCCCUCAGGGGCCCUCUCUCCUCCCUCAUCUCUCUGACACUGCGGGCCCGUACUGUCUUUACCGCUACAGCUUCCCCCUGAACCCCCAACUCACAGCUAUUUCCCGGCACGCCAAGCUAGCCGAAGACACCACAGACUGUCUGCUGCGCCAGUCUCCAUGGCACCCGACCACCAACCACUGCCUCUGACAGCUGGACCGCACUUGCAGGCUCUGGCCCAUUGAGUGUAACAAGCCAAAGCUUAUUGCAACAAAACAGAGAGGGCUCGUUCUCUUUAAGCGAGAUUCAAAGGAGGAACAAACACAGAACUCUGGGGACACUUUUUGUAUUUAAAAAACUAUUUUGUACACUGUGUUGGAUUUACCAGCACAGAAACUGAUCCUGAAGCAGACUGUGAGCAGCUCUAGACCCUAAAAGACCAGCAUUGGAGUAAAAAAAAAAAAGAACUGUAGACAAGAUGUAGAUUUUUA
Messenger RNA from Lates calcarifer (barramundi perch), 1418 nucleotides. It is a transcript of the gene tbx22, whose product is annotated as T-box transcription factor 22. Bases 1 to 1137 code for a protein of 378 amino acids. Gene Ontology annotation, cellular component: nucleus. Gene Ontology annotation, molecular function: DNA-binding transcription factor activity, RNA polymerase II-specific; RNA polymerase II cis-regulatory region sequence-specific DNA binding. The transcript has 6 exons. Gene Ontology annotation, biological process: cell fate specification; regulation of transcription by RNA polymerase II; positive regulation of DNA-templated transcription. Lineage: Eukaryota; Metazoa; Chordata; Actinopteri; Centropomidae. The record is from RefSeq and is a predicted model, not a curated record.